GCAACAACCUUUAGCAGCAGCUAGUAGCUGGAGACCCAAGAUGGAGGAGCUCUGUUUCUGUUCUCUCAGAGGUUUACUGGUUUAGGGAGAAAAGGACGUUACUCACGGGCUCGUUACAACACAGAGGAGCUUCCAGACAUCUUUUUAAAAGAAAUACUUUCUUUAUAGUGUGUCUAAACGUUGAUUUAAAUGGACAUUAAGCUGUUUUGUUGCUGAGCGCGGAGGACUUUACGCACCGCUGACCGGCACAGACACACGGAGCACUUUACGAACCGUCUCCAUCCGCGGACCUGCACAGAAACAAGCUGCAUAGUUAAAAACUGGAAAGUGUAGCCGGGAAAUCAGACUGUAAAGUGGGCGAGAAAGCUGAUCUUCUACCUCGGAGGCAGAGCCGGUGUUUACUGCUGGAUACACAGGCUGUUUGUGGGACUUUGACUCGGACCAACAAUGUUACACAGACGUCCUAUUUUAUCAUGGCUCAGAUUGAGUCCUAUGUUUCCUUGGUGGAGCUGUGCUGCCACAUCCAAUCAAUCUCAACAUCCAGGGAGGAUGCCACUGGUCCUAACAUACUUGCACUAGAGACUAUCUGAUUUGUGAAGAAGAAGAAGAAGAAGAUGGAGACAGCAGUGAGGACUCAUCAGCUGCUCGUCCACCCGCUCUCCAACCCUGGAGCUGCAGGCAUCUUCCCAGAGAUGCUGGAGAUCGCAGAGGAGGCCAACCGGGCUGGAGACUUCAGCCUGGCUGUGGAGAUCUACAGCUCCCAGCUGGCAGACCUCCAGCAUCCAGACAGGGGGUUGUGUCUGAGGAAGGCCGACUCUCUGACCCAAGCAGGGCGCAUAUCAGAGGCGAUGGACUCCUACUGCAUCGCAGCAAGUUUGGGCAAACUGCGCCCGGAUGAGCUGCAACUCUUGGUGGAAACCAUCGCCCGGACUCUGCGUGAGAAAGAGCUGGGCAUCCAUGUGACACUAAAUGGACAAUGCAGCAGCAGUGGUGAAGAUGGGGGUGAAAGUGAUGGAGAGUGUGGAGAAGAUGAAGCACUGGACUUGUUCUCCUGUCGCCUCUGCAGGUGUAUCCUCCACGAGCCCACCACCGUGGAGUGUGGACACACUUUCUGCAAACAUUGCCUAGAGGAUGACUCUGUGACAGAGUGCGCACAAUGCAAACACACUUUUAUCCCCAAAACAGACUACGGCCGCAGAUUAGACGUUGUUCUCAGCGGCCUGCUGGAUAAACUGUUUGCAACUGAGAGCAAAGCCAGGAAAUGCUGGAUCGAAGGAGAGGUUUUGUGGAAGAAUCAGAGCCUCUUGGAUGCUUUGGAGAAGUACAACGCGGCUGUGGAUUUAGCGCCCUCUUCAGGCCAACUGCUGUGUCAACGGGCCGAACUGCACAUGGAGAUGAGGAGCUUCAGUCAGGCUGUGCAGGACGCCAACAGCCUCUGUAGGAUGAAACCUCUGUGGACCAAGGCUCACUGUCUGAAAGCGACGGCGCUGAGAGAAGCAGGCCGCAAUGAUGAGUCCUUGCAGGAAUACUUAAUGUGUGUGGCGCUAAAGCCCAACUGGACCAAAGUCAAACUGGAGGCUCAGAAGGUCCUUAGCGAGGUGUUCUCUUCUGUGUUUGAGAACGAGGACAUGCCAACGCCGCUGCACCCGCUGCAGGGGGGGAUGACCACCCGCCUCAUCAAACCCCCGGCCUUGCUGAGGUCCCUGAGGCCGCUCACACAGAAACCUGCAUCCUCCUCACAGGACUCAGAGUUCAGUGUGACUAAAAGUGCUUCAGUGGACGACUCGUCCUCCAGACUCUCUGCUCCGUCUCCUGGUAAAUCAUCGGAUCAUAGUGCGGGGGAGGGCAGCACCAAGAGCCUGGCCGACGUUCUGGCUGCACUGCCAGCGCCUCCCGGUGGCCUCAAGAGGAAACACAGCGGAGAUGGAACCUCCGCAUUCUUCAACCCUCCCUCCAAACUGCUCAGACCUGACAAGGCGAGCAGCGUUCAGACGGCCUCAGUGUGCGGAGGGAGGACGUUUCCUGCUGAGCUGUUGGACAGCGGAGACAUGGAGUGUUCACUCUGCAUGAGGUUGUUCUACGAGCCGGUGGCCACUCCCUGUGGACACACCUUCUGCCUCAAAUGUCUGGAGCGCUGCCUGGACCACAACUCCAACUGCCCUCUGUGCAAGGAGAAUCUCUCCGAGUAUCUGGCCACCAGGGGCUACAACAAGACCCUGCUGAUGGAGGAGGUGCUGCAGCGUUACCUAGGAGACGAGCUGGCGGAGAGGAAGAAAAUCCACGAAGAGGAGAUGAAGGAGCUGUCCAACUUGAACCAGGAAGUUCCCGUCUUUGUGUGCACCAUGGCCUUCCCCACCAUCCCCUGCCCGCUGCACGUCUUUGAGCCGCGCUAUCGCCUCAUGAUCCGCCGCUCCAUGGAGACGGGCACCAAGCAGUUCGGGAUGUGCAUAGCCGACGACCUCAAAGGCUUUGCCGACCACGGCUGCAUGCUGGAGGUGCGAGACGUGAAGUUCUUUCCUGACGGUCGUUCGGUGGUCGACACCAUCGGUGUGUCGCGGUUCAAGGUGCUCAGCCACGGACAGAGAGACGGCUACAACACUGCCAAGAUAGAGUACCUGGAAGACAAGAAGGUGGAGGGGGAGGAGCUGACGGAGCUCCUGAAGCUGCACAACUCUGUGUACGAUCAGGCCAACAACUGGUUCACCUCGCUGAAGGACAACAUGAAGAGCCAGAUCCUGAGCCACUUCGGACACCUUCCCAGCAAAGACCCCGACCCGCAGGCCAGUCCCAGCGGUCCGGCCUGGUGCUGGUGGCUGCUUGCCGUCCUUCCUCUGGAGAACCGAGCCCAGCUCACCAUCCUGUCCAUGACCUCCCUCAAGGACCGCCUCAUCGCCAUCCGCAGGGUCCUCAUCUUCGUCACGCGCAAGAGGCCGCGGUGAUCGCCCAGCUGCUCGGUGGGGGGGGAUGGACCGGAACUGCUCGGGCUUCUAUGCAGUUCAGCAAUCCGUUCAUUGGUCUGUUAAUUAGAUCACUCAUUGACUCAUUCAUACGUUUGUUUACUCAUUCAUUCAUGCACUUGCCCACUCUCACAUGAAUUCAUGGACUCCUCGCUGCGUCAGUCAUGUCGACGGCGUCGGGCUGCAUCUUCUCACCGGAUGAAUUAAGCUACAACACAUCUCUUGACCGAGAGACCUCUCACCUCUUGUUCUCUGUUGUCAGGUCACUUCCAUUGAGACCAUUUAGAUCAUUUGACUGACUCUGUUAUGAAGGAACAAAAAAAAAAAAACCUCGUUGUUCCUACGAGCAGUAUUUCACAGAAGUUAGCGACAGCCACAGAGCCGUGUGGCGCCCUCAUCCUCA
Sebastes umbrosus (honeycomb rockfish) is the source of this 3360-nucleotide messenger RNA. It is a transcript of the gene lonrf2, whose product is annotated as LON peptidase N-terminal domain and ring finger 2. The record is from RefSeq and is a predicted model, not a curated record. Lineage: Eukaryota; Metazoa; Chordata; Actinopteri; Perciformes; Sebastidae. The transcript has 13 exons. The coding region runs from base 615 to 2939 and encodes 774 amino acids. Gene Ontology annotation, molecular function: protein binding.